UCCGUUCCCCGGCGGGCAGCGCCUUUCCGCCAUGGAGGCUGAGGGAGCGGCGGCGUGCGGCCUGUGCCCGCCGGGUCGGGCCCGGGCGUCGCGCUACACCUGCCCCCGCUGCAACGUGGCCUACUGCUCCGUGCCGUGCUACCGGGCGCACGGCGCCUGCGCGGAGGCCUUCUAUCGCGACCAGGUGGUCGGCCAUCUGCGGGGGGGCCGGGCCUCCUCCCCGGGGCGCCUGGCACGAGCCCUGAGGCGCCUGAGGCGGCAGCGACAAGAUGACCCCGGUCGUGACCUUGACCCCAGCCGUGACCUUGACCCCGACGACCUUUGCCCUAGUCAUGACCCUGACAUCGAUGACCUUGACCCCGGCCUUGACCUUGACCCCGCCGAGCUGUGGGCCCAGCUGGGCCCGGCGGAGAAGGCGGCCUUCGAGCGGCUGCUGAGGCGGGGCGAGGCCGGUGGGCUGCUGCCCCCGUGGCGGCCUUGGUGGUGGGGGGCCGGCGGCGGCGGCCCCCCGGUGCCCCCCGACAUCCCUCCCCUGGCCGCCCUGACCCGAGGCCGGCCCUCGCCCCUGCUCCGCUUCCAGCUGCCCAACGUCCUGUUCGCCUACGCCCACGCCCUGGCCCUCUACCACGGCGACGACGACCUGGUCCCCGACGUGUGCGCCACCGUGCUGGCCGUGUCCGAGGCCCUGGGGUCCCGCCGCGUCUUCAGCAGCACCGCCGAGGCCCUGGGGGCCGCCGCCCGCGCGCUGGAGGCGGGAGAGCAGCCCCCCGGGCCCCUGGGCCCCGCCGGGGCCGCGCGGGAGACGUCCCGCCUCUUGCUGGGGGAGGACGGGGCCGGCCACAAGGGCUACGCGCUGGCCGCCCUGGGCCACCUCGCCGGGGCCCUGGGCCGGGCGCGCCGCCUGGCCCCCGGGGCCGAGGAGCGAGAGCGGCUGUACCGGGCCCGGAAGAAGUGCCGCUUCCUCCUCAGCUGGACCAACGAGAACCAGGAGGCCCUGAGGCCGCUGGCCCUGGAGUGCGGCCGGGCCCGCCGGGAACGGGCCGCGGAGGCGGAGGAGGUGGCCGCCCUCGCCGGGGAGCUGGAGAGACGCUGGGGGGGCCCGACUCCUCCCGCGCGCAAAACGCUCAUCGAGGAACUGAGCUGAAGGGGGGGGCCCCGCGGGGACCCUCCCGCCCCAGUAAAACCGCGGGCCGAGGUGCCGACGGGCUCUG
This is a messenger RNA of Tachyglossus aculeatus (Australian echidna), 1211 nucleotides long. RefSeq names its product zinc finger HIT-type containing 2 (gene ZNHIT2). Bases 32 to 1144 code for a protein of 370 amino acids. The transcript has a single exon. The record is from RefSeq and is a predicted model, not a curated record. Lineage: Eukaryota; Metazoa; Chordata; Mammalia; Monotremata; Tachyglossidae.